AUGAGCUUCGGCUGGAGCGUCGGAGAUGUGUUACAAGCCGCCAAGAUCGCCUGGGAUGUCUACAAGUGUAUCGCUGACGGGACCCAAAAUGCAAAGGUCGAUUUUACACACUUCAAGGCAGAGUUUCAGCUGAUGAGAGCGACCAUUGAGGAGUUACAAGAGGCUGAGAAAGAUGUCCCCGUCUCCAAGAGGGUCGCUCUCGGUCAGUCAUAUCAGCAGACGAUCAUCGAAUGCACUGAAUUCGUCAAGAAGCAUCAAAAAUUGGCCAGCAAUAUUCACUCAGAUGGACCGAAAGGACCGUUACAAUGGCACCAAGUUUCGGACAGGGUCAAGACGCUUUUCCACCAAGUUGCGUGGCCGAUGGAACGCAAAGAAGCCGAACGACUGCGCCGCGCGCUCGAGCGGAACGUCCAGCUAGCGAACUUGAUGGCAACCCAUACCGUGAUUGAUAUACAGAAACAGAAUAGACAGGAAAAUAGGCAGGAGAAUUUGGAAAUCCUGCGUGCAAUUAAAAUCAUGAGUCUACAGAUAUCGUUCAUCCUUCGUCAAUGCAUGCCGGGACAUAGUUCUAACACCGGAGACAACACUCUGGAAAGUCGACUCUUAUCCGAACUUGGUCAGCGAGCUUUGCCACGGUUACGAGGCACGGAACAGCAGCAGCCCUUGCUCGAAUUCCAUGAUUCAAGAUCCGACGAGCGGGAGUCGAAACCCCUUUUCCGCAUCCAAGACGUCUCCCAAAAGCUAGAGCACCUUAUAAUGCGCCGUGACAUGCCAGUCGUUGGCUUCCUAGACCAGAUCCGAGCGGAUAUUCGUGGUGCUUUGAAUCAGGCUGGGUUCAAGCAUGUCACCGUUCCUGGUCAACUGGCGUUGAAUGCACCAACCAAGCCCAAGGAGCCCGCUCGGAUCUUGAACAAGGAGAUUGAUGAGUGGGAGAAAUUCAGCGACUGGGUCAAAUUCCAACUCCUACAUCAAGAACGAGCGAUCACCUCAGCACGAAGGGAAAACUCGCCGCACGAUAAUGACCCUCCCGGGGAACCGCCGCCCACGCCUCCACUAACUGAGCCCAUCAGUACUCGCUACCGGUGCACGAGAGUAGAGACGCAGUGUCCUGUAACGAUACAUUUCCCCGAUCCCAAUCUCAAGAACCACGAAUUGCACAAACCGGUUAAUUGCACAAUAAGCGUCUACCUGCAUCACCGCACCCGCGAUGUUGGCUUCAUCGAGGCAGCAGAUGUGACUGGCGCCGUGAAAAUAAGUCAUCGCAUCCACGAGACAACAUUCAGAGGAGCCCAGAGCUCGAUGAUUCCAUAUAUCGAGAGUGCGCAUGUUAUCAACGAUCCGACCAGUCCGUUCAGGAUAUGCUUUCAGGGGUCUCAUCGUGUUAAAAUAGAGACGAACGGCGCUAUCGAAAGAUAUGCCAUCUCGCCGGUAUAUAUCUGCCGGAAGCAGGCUGAUUCAGACUUUGUUGCUUUGCAGAGCAUACUCCUAGGCCGAAACAUUCUCUAUUGCGGAGAUGUUAAAUAUAUCAACGCCGACGGCGUCGAGGAGCACUGCUCGCUGGAGACCAUUCGUGUCCUCCAGGACCCGCUCACAUCAGCGCGGAGUUUACUCUACUUUGGCAAACUCAAGCACAGCUCCAAUGCAAAGAUAGGCUUUCUGGAAUGGCCUUGUAUGUACUAUUCCUUUUAA
Aspergillus novofumigatus IBT 16806 is the source of this 1689-nucleotide messenger RNA. RefSeq lists its product as uncharacterized. The transcript has 4 exons. Bases 1 to 1689 code for a protein of 562 amino acids. NCBI's taxonomy places the organism in Eukaryota, Fungi, Ascomycota, Eurotiomycetes, Eurotiales, Aspergillaceae. The record is from RefSeq and is a predicted model, not a curated record.